Aphanomyces astaci is the source of this 1132-nucleotide messenger RNA. RefSeq lists its product as hypothetical. Lineage: Eukaryota; Oomycota; Saprolegniomycetes; Saprolegniales; Verrucalvaceae. Bases 29 to 1087 code for a protein of 352 amino acids. The record is from RefSeq and is a predicted model, not a curated record. Gene Ontology annotation, biological process: tetrahydrofolylpolyglutamate metabolic process. Gene Ontology annotation, cellular component: vacuole. The transcript is spliced from 2 exons. Gene Ontology annotation, molecular function: gamma-glutamyl-peptidase activity.
UGGUCGUAAAAUAUCCGAAGUCGGACCUAUGACUGACGAAAGAAAGCACCUCGUGGUCGCACAGCCGCCACGGACGCCAUCACGCAAACCCCCGGUCCGCGAGGGUCAUUACGGAGUCAAGUGCCUUCUCGUUGGCUUGAGUGUAGUCUCUGUGGUUGUGAUCUGUAUUGCGGUACGGUUCCUCCCACUCCCGGCGUCGCCAGGCCAGCCCGGCGUUCCGUCCUUCCAUCGGUUGAUCACGGCCAACCCCAUAGUCGGCAUCCUUUCGCAGCCGUCGACGACGCAUCCUGAAUAUGAAUUCAUUGCGUCGUCGUAUGUCAAGUGGGUGGAGAGCGCCGGCGGACGAGCCGUGCGCAUCCCAUUCAACGCAUCCAACGACACCAUUGCCGAUCUCCUUGGCUCUGUGAAUGGGGUUCUCUUUCCAAGCGGAGACGCCGAUCCCAACCGAGUGGCGGCAUUCAUCUACCGCCACGCCAAGGAAUUGAAUCGGAAUGGCACGCACUUUCCGUUGUGGGGCACUGGCUUGGGGAUGCAAUGGUUGUUCCAGCUAGAAUCCCCAACCACGACCCUCUUGGACGAUCUAGACGCCGACAAGAUGAGCUCCACGCUGGAAUUCAUUCAUGGGUCAAGAAGCAGCAGUAGGCUGUUUGGGUUUAGCGCCGUAUUCGAUGUCAUGGCAGGUCAACCGAUUGCAGACUACGUCGACACGCUCGGCAUGCUGGUCGAUCACUUGUAUGCGACACCAUCGCUCGCGUCGUUCUUUCGCCCGCUGGCGACUUCGGUGGACCGACAAGGUCGCGAGUUUGUGGCUGCGGUUGAAGCGGUCGAGUUUCCGUUCUUCGGGGUGCAAUUCCACCCAGAACGAAACGCGUACGAGUUUGGCCAAGAGGCUGUGGACCACACGUACAACGCCAUCGUAACUUCACAGGCUCUGUCGCAUGUAUUCGUGAACGAAGCCAGGCGCAACGACCAUCGAUUCGCUACCUCGUUGGUUGAAAGGACAGCGUUGCUAUACAAUCGCAAAGCGUCCGAUGUGGCGUACCCCAUGUUUGAAGAAGUACUCCUUUUCAACGCAACGUUGGAUUAGUGUGUACGGUAAUAAUAAUAAUAUAACGUGGUGUUGGUUGUUGCA